UAUCAUCCGCGCAGAUUGCCGAAUGAAUUUAUUGCACUUAUGUGUGUUGUUAAAAAUUAUCGACAGUGGCUCAAAUCCCAAUUAAUCAGUUUUUUUCUUUUGAACAAAAAAAAAAUGAUAAGAGAUUUCUUCGAAACAAUUCGUGCGCCCCCGCGAAAUGCCAAAAGUACAGGUGGUAUAAAAGAUGGAAUGGUUGGCGAAGGUGGCACAUUCGUGAGUGCACAAAGUAAUCAUGAAGCUGUUCAUUCUGUUGGCUCUGGUCUUUGCUUCGGCAGCCGCCUACCCCAAGUAUUUCCGUGACAUCGAUGGAUUCAUCGUCGGUGGCCAGAAUGCCAACAUCGCUGACUUCCCCUAUUCCCUGUCUAUGAGGCGCAAUGGUGGCCACAUUUGUGGUGCUUCUGUGAUUGCUGCUCGCUGGGCUCUGACCGCUGCCCACUGUGUCCCCGGUGCCCCUGCUAGCCAGAUGACCUUCCGUGGUGGUAGCUCCAACCGCCUGUCCGGAGGUACCCUCUUCCAGGCCGAUCAGGUCCACAGCCAUCCACAGUACAACAGCCCAUCCCAGCUCAACAAUGACGUUGCUGUCCUCCGUGUGACUGCCAAUCUUGCCGGAACCAACAUUCGCUCUGUCCCUCUGGCCGGAAGCGGUGGUGAUAUGGGUGCUGGUGCCCGCGCUCUCAUCAACGGCUGGGGACACACCCAGUGGCAGGGAUCUCUUGCUACAAAUCUACAAUGGGCCGAAGUUGGCGUUGUCUCCCGUGCUGCUUGCCAGUCUGCCUACGGAAGCAUCAUCACAGCCAGUAUGUUGUGCGCUGCUCAUCCCGGACGCGAUGCCUGCCAAGGUGAUUCUGGCGGCCCAUUGACCACUUUGGGACACGUUCAGCAUGGUGUUGUCUCCUUCGGUCACCAGUGCGCUCACCCCAACUUCCCCGGAGUGUAUGCCCGUGUUGGAGCUCCUGUUAUCCGCAGCUGGAUCAACAGUGUUUCCGGCGUCUAAACGAAUGUCCAUAUUUGACAACUAAAAUAUCUCCAAAACAAAUUCCACUAGUUUUUACAAUGUCCUCUCUAACUGCGAUGUUUAAUAAAUUUGCAAUUUAACUCUCUAA
Molecule: messenger RNA, 1103 nt
Organism: Phlebotomus papatasi
Lineage: Eukaryota; Metazoa; Arthropoda; Insecta; Diptera; Psychodidae
Exons: 3
Coding region: 233-994 (253 amino acids)
Biological process (GO): proteolysis
Molecular function (GO): serine-type endopeptidase activity
Source: RefSeq, a predicted model, not a curated record